AUGGGGGUCUCCAAAUAUAGAAUGAACAAGAAUAUGCAACGCUUCACCGUUGUGUCUGUGUUGGUAACAUGUUUCUUUUUCACAUUACACUUCUUACGAACAUCGCCAACGGAAUUGUUUGUUGUCAAUUCACCGUUCCAUUAUUCUGAUAUAUCCAAAUACACACAUAUCUUUACAUCUAUCCUAAGUCCCAAUUGCCCUGCGUUGGAUGAAUAUGAGAGGGAGUCUAGAAACUAUUGGCAAUACUAUGGGUUUCAACACCACAUGAAAUUAGACGAAGACUCUCUAUCCAACAUAUUGCGUGUUAGUGACGAGCAGGAAAAUGAAUUAGGCAGAGUCCAUAGUGAAUUGAUGAACAAAUACCUCCAUGAUGAACAUCCCCUAUACCAGCACAUGAGGAAGCAAGUUGAGCGAAAUAAUAAACCUAAUAAUAAGGGUAUUGUCUACGUUUCUGGUAAGAAUUACUAUUGGCUAACAAUGGUUAGUAUUAAAUACAUACGGGAUGUUUUGAAAGAUAAGGAAACUCCAAUUGAAAUCUUUGUACCGUUUAGAGUCAAGAAUGACCAUCAUUGUUCCAAGAUUGAAAAAGUUUUCUCUAAAGUCAAAUGUUCCUACUUCACUGAUCACUUAACGAAAACUCAAAUCAGGCAAAUCAAAGGAUAUCAGUAUAAGGCUUUGGCAUUAUUGCUAACCCAAUUUAAUGAAAUAUUAUAUUUGGAUUCAGACAACAUUCCAAUCAGUAACAUCGGAGACAUGUUUGAGAACCAGUUGUAUAAGAAAAACGGAUUUAUCUCAUGGGCCGACUUUUGGAAGAGAUCAACCAACUAUAAAUACUACAAAAUUGCAGGACUUUCGAGAUUUGCCAAUCCCAUCUCCACCACACCAUCUGUCGAGUCUGGGCAGAUACUGAUCAAUAAAUCAACACAUUUGAAGACUCUAUUACUUGCAUACUAUUAUAACCUAUACGGGCCCGAGUAUUUUUAUCCUCUCUUUUCGCAAGGAUUCCCCGGUGAAGGAGAUAAGGAAACGUUCUAUCUUGCUAGCAGGGCUUCGAACGAGCCAUCAUAUUUGAUCAAUGGCCACAAAACGAAGAGUUUUGGUUACACAAACAAAGAGGGGAAAUAUACAGGUCAGGGAAUUUUACAAGGGGAGCCAAGUAAUCCAGAUAACUUUUGGUUUUUGCAUAUGAACUAUCCAAAACUAUACGUUAAUAAGUUACUAAAAUCUGGCUACUUUGACAAAGAGAAGAAGAGACAUUGGACCAAAAUCAGACACGCACAUGAUGAUGGUAAAACCUCUGAAUUCAAGAAAAGUGCAGGAAAAGAUCUAGAAUAUGAGAUUUGGAAGAUCAUGGAUGAAUUACUUUCGACGGAUUUCAAAGGGUUUCAAGUUUUCAAAGACAUUGGGAAUGACGAAAUGGCAGACUAUGUGAAGUUACAGAUGAAGACCAUCAAAAACCAACUUUGA
Molecule: messenger RNA, 1467 nt
Organism: Pichia kudriavzevii
Lineage: Eukaryota; Fungi; Ascomycota; Pichiomycetes; Pichiales; Pichiaceae
Exons: 1
Coding region: 1-1467 (488 amino acids)
Biological process (GO): mannan biosynthetic process
Cellular component (GO): Golgi apparatus
Molecular function (GO): alpha-1,2-mannosyltransferase activity
Source: RefSeq, a predicted model, not a curated record